AUGGAGGUGGAGAUGCUGACUGAGUAUGGCGGCGAUGGGGUGGCGGAGGAGCAGGGGUGGGAGACGCCGAGGAGGGAGGAGUGCCGCAUCCCGGUGGUGCCGCCGUGUCCACCGCCACCGCCGAGGAAGAAGGCAGCGGAGCUACUGAAGGCGGCGCGGCGGGAGCCGCCCAAGGGCGGGUACUUCCAGCCGCCGGACAUCGAGUCCCUCUUCAUGCUCGCGCCGCCGCGGAGGCAGUACAACGCCGCCUCCACCUGCGCGUGA
Lolium rigidum is the source of this 264-nucleotide messenger RNA. RefSeq names its product cyclin-dependent protein kinase inhibitor SMR4-like. Lineage: Eukaryota; Viridiplantae; Streptophyta; Magnoliopsida; Poales; Poaceae. Gene Ontology annotation, biological process: regulation of DNA endoreduplication. The record is from RefSeq and is a predicted model, not a curated record. Bases 1 to 264 code for a protein of 87 amino acids. The transcript has a single exon.